GCAGCUUGAGUCAUAUUUUAUUACUUUAUUAACCAAUAAUUACCAUGACUGCUACUUUAGAAAGACGCGAAAGCGCAAGCCUAUGGGGUCGUUUCUCUGACUUUAUUACCAGCACCGAAAACCGUCUUUACAUCGGAUGGUUCGGCGUAUUGAUGGUACCUCUUCUUCUAACUGCAACUUCUGUAUUCAUCAUUGGUUUCAUCGCAGCUCCUCCAGUAGAUAUCGAUGGUAUCCGUGAGCCUGUUUCUGGUUCUCUUCUAUACGGAAACAACAUCAUUUCUGGUGCUAUCGUUCCUACUUCUGCAGCAAUCGGUAUGCACUUCUACCCUAUCUGGGAAGCUGCUUCCGUUGAUGAAUGGUUAUACAAUGGUGGUCCUUACCAACUAAUCGUUCUUCACUUCCUUUUAGGUGUAGCUUCUUACAUGGGUCGUGAAUGGGAACUUAGCUUCCGUCUAGGUAUGCGUCCUUGGAUCGCUGUUGCAUACUCUGCUCCUGUUGCAGCUGCUACCGCAGUAUUCCUAAUCUACCCAAUCGGACAAGGAAGUUUCUCUGACGGUAUGCCUUUAGGUAUCUCUGGUACUUUCAACUUCAUGAUCGUAUUCCAAGCUGAGCACAACAUCCUUAUGCACCCAUUCCAUAUGCUAGGUGUGGCUGGUGUUUUCGGCGGCUCUCUAUUCAGUGCAAUGCAUGGUUCCUUGGUUACCUCCAGCUUGAUCCGUGAAACCACCGAAAACGAAUCUGCUAACGCUGGUUACAAGUUUGGUCAAGAAGUAGAAACUUACAACAUUGUUGCAGCUCACGGCUACUUUGGACGUCUAAUCUUCCAAUAUGCUAGUUUCAACAACUCUCGUUCUCUACACUUCUUCUUGGCUGCUUGGCCUGUAGUAGGUAUUUGGUUUACUGCUUUAGGUAUCAGUACUAUGGCAUUCAACCUAAACGGUUUCAACUUCAACCAAUCCGUAGUUGAUAGCCAAGGUCGUGUAAUCAACACUUGGGCUGAUAUCAUCAACCGUGCUAACCUAGGUAUGGAAGUUAUGCACGAGCGUAACGCUCACAACUUCCCUCUAGACUUAGCAUCUGUUGAAGCUCCUUUCGUUGGCUAAACAAUCUUGUUUUAGAGGCAAGCUGCAUAUAUAACAACUGUGCGCAGGAAUCCUGCGCACGGUUGUAGUUUGCUAUAUUUUCUCUUUUUUGUAUGUUGUAUGGCGAACAAAUUGAUCAGAAUGUC
Messenger RNA from Closterium sp. NIES-67, 1228 nucleotides. NCBI's taxonomy places the organism in Eukaryota, Viridiplantae, Streptophyta, Zygnematophyceae, Desmidiales, Closteriaceae. The record is from the annotation of a GenBank genome assembly.